GUCUUUCUUUUUUUUUUUUGUUAACUGCUUUUUUAAACUGUAUUCAGAGCUAAGGGACCACUAGACUACAUGUGAAAGCACAAGUGUUUUUUUUUUUUUUUUAAAGUCCUGGGAUUCCCCUUUAGGAGUGGGAGACUUAUCUCCCUUGGCUUUUUAAGGAUAUUUUUUUGGGUUAAGAGAGGAAGAGGGCUCUGGUUGCGUGGUGGAGAUCAGAAAAAGGUGGUAUCUUGAGCGCGGGAUGGGUUGGACUUCCAGAUUUCAGACACAGAGCAUAAAGUUUCUGGUCUGAGAUGCUUGACAUGAGUAAAGCUAUGGAUUAGAAACUUAUUGUAUAGAAGAGGGAAAGGAAGGGAAGUCUUCUUAUCAAGAUCUCUUGAACUGUGGAGAUGGAGAAACAGCAAAGCUUUCGCCUUGGAGCGUUAGAUAAAUUGCAGAGCUUUCGUCUAGGAGCUAUGGAGAAGCAAAAGAGCUUUCGGAUGGGGUCGAUGGAGAAACAAAAGAGUUUCCGGUUGGGGUCCAUGGAUAAACAGCAGAGCUUCAAGGAGAGGAGGUACCGGGAUAGCCCUGGGAAGCGAGGGGAUACACCGUUGCAUCUAGCUUCUAGAGCUGGCAAUGUGGUGCAUGUUCAGAGGAUACUUUCUGAUUGCGAUGAGAGGCAAUUAAAAGAUUUGAUUUCUAAGCAGAACCAGGAUGGAGAGACGGCGUUGUAUGUUGCUGCAGAGAAGGGGCAUGUUGAGGUUGUUCAUGAGAUAUUGAUGGUUUCUGACUUUCAGUCAGCUAGUACAAAGGCCAAUAACAGCUUUGAUGCAUUUCAUAUUGCUGCUAAGCAAGGCCAUCUCGAAAUUUUGAAAGAGUUGUUGCAGUCUUUUCCCGCACUCGCUAUGACUACAAAUUUAAUGAAUUCUACAGCCUUGGACACUGCUGCCACUCAAGGCCAUCUUGAUGUUGUCAAUCUUCUGCUAGAAACAGAUGCUAAGCUCACCAAGAUUGCACGAAAUAAUGGAAAAACUGUUCUGCAUUCAGCAGCAAGAAUGGGCCACGUAGAAGUGGUAAAAUCCCUAUUAAAUAAGGAUCCCAGUGUUGGUUUGAGGACAGAUAAGAAGGGGCAGACAGCAUUUCACAUGGCUGUGAAAGGCCAAAAUGUUGAAAUAGUACAAGAACUGCUGAAGCCUGAAAUCUCAAUAAUUCAUUUGGAGGAUAACAAGGGGAACAGACCAUUGCAUAUUGCAACUAGGAAGGCCAAUCUUGGGAUAGUGCAGGCCUUACUAUCAGUUGAGGGGAUUGAUGUCAAUGCAAUCAAUAGAGCUGGCGAGACCGCUCUUGGCAUUGCAGAAAAAUGCUGUAAUGAACAGAUUGCUGCAAUUCUAAGAGAGUUUGGUGCUGUGGUUGCAAAGGAACAAGCAAAUCCAUCGAACCCUGCAAAGCAACUAAAGCAAACUGUCAGUGACAUAAAACAUGAUGUUCAAUCCCAACUCCGACAAACCCGUCAGACUGAAAUGAGGGUUCAGAAGAUCAAGAAAAGACUUCAGAAGCUGCACAUGGGAGGUCUCAACAAUGCCAUCAAUUCCAACACACUGGUUGCGGUGCUCAUUGCCACCGUGGCCUUUGCAGCCAUAUUCACCGUGCCUGGCCAGUUUGUUGAGGAUCCCACACCAGGAUACAGCCUUGGACAAGCUUACGUGGCAAAGAAAGCAGCAUUCAUCAUCUUUUUGGUCUUCGACUCAUUGGCCCUCUUCAUCUCUCUUGCGGUGGUUGUUGUUCAGACUUCAUUAAUAGUUGUCGAGCAGAAGGCCAAGACGAUGAUGGUGUUUGUGAUGAACAAGCUUAUGUGGCUAGCAUGUCUCUUUAUAUCGGCUUCCUUCAUCUCACUGACAUAUGUUGUGGUGGGUCAUGAUUGGUGGCUUGCCUGGUCUACCCUGGCAAUCGGUGCCUCUAUCAUGCUGACCACCCUGGGGUUCAUGUGCUACUUCAUUGUUGUUCACCAGUUCGAAGAAAAAACCUUGAGGAACAUAAGGAGGGCCUCUGGGAGUAGGUCACGCUCAUGGUCUCUGUCUGUGGCAUCAGACACGGAGAUAUUGAACAGUGAAUAUAAGAAGCUGUAUGCAAUUUAGAAUGGAUAAGUUCACAUUAUUAUGGUGUCUGCACUUCAAGAGCUGUCAGAUUCUCCAUCAAGUUUCCUGCACCCUUGUAUAUAUCUGAUGCGCAGCCCUGGAAGAUUCAUCAUAGGCAUUUUACCAUGGUGUUGGCUAGAAUGGAUUCAGGCCUUAAUACAUGACCUUUAUGAGUUUGAAACUCACUGUUGCUUAGUGAAAUAAAGGACAUAUCUUCCAAAGUUACUAUGAAUUGAAAUUAAUAUUCAAGAAGGUUACUUGGUGUCAUGGAAGAAAUCCAUUCCAUAUCACCC
Molecule: messenger RNA, 2404 nt
Organism: Elaeis guineensis (African oil palm)
Lineage: Eukaryota; Viridiplantae; Streptophyta; Magnoliopsida; Arecales; Arecaceae
Product: ankyrin repeat-containing protein At5g02620
Cellular component (GO): plasma membrane
Molecular function (GO): protein binding
Source: RefSeq, a predicted model, not a curated record